Messenger RNA from Melospiza melodia melodia, 2490 nucleotides. RefSeq names its product retinoic acid-induced protein 3-like. NCBI's taxonomy places the organism in Eukaryota, Metazoa, Chordata, Aves, Passeriformes, Passerellidae. Gene Ontology annotation, cellular component: plasma membrane; intracellular membrane-bounded organelle; extracellular exosome. Gene Ontology annotation, molecular function: protein kinase activator activity; G protein-coupled receptor activity. The record is from RefSeq and is a predicted model, not a curated record. Gene Ontology annotation, biological process: G protein-coupled receptor signaling pathway. The transcript is spliced from 4 exons. The coding region runs from base 192 to 1253 and encodes 353 amino acids.
CUCCCCGGCCCUCCAGCUGUUAAAGCUCCCGCAGCGGCGGGCGCGGAGCUGCUGCUCGGCCCGGACUGCGGAGCGGAGGUGCCCGGCUCCUGGUGCCCAGGGAAAGUGCCUCUCCUGGACGGAGCCUCCCCGCUGCCUUCUCCAGGCAGGACCCAGACAGCUUUGGAGAGGUUGUUCAAGAAGGCAGGAAGAUGACAACGUCGCCUCCGCCGGGCUGCGGCAACAUCGGUGCCGACUACCACCUGCUCUGUGACACAGAGAAGGCCUGGGGGAUUGUCCUGGAGUCGCUGGCUGCAGCAGGCAUCCUCAUCACCAUUUUCCUCAUCUGCUCGCUCUUCUUCCUCAUCUGCAAAGUGCAAGACAACAGCAAGAGGCACAUGAUCUCCGUCUAUUUUUUCUUUCUUUUAGGCACGCUCGGCGUUUUUGGCCUCACUUUUGCCUUCAUCAUUAAACUCAAUGACAGGACUCGUCCCACUCGCUUCUUCCUGUUUGGGGUCAUCUUUGCCCUCUGCUUCUCGUGCCUCCUCACCCAUGCCUGCAACCUCAACAAACUAGUGAGGGGAAGAAAGCCCUUCUCCUGGCGGGUGCUGCUGCUCUUCCUUGUUUCCUUUGCCCUGGUACAAGUUGUGAUCAGCAUCGAGUACUUGGUCACCAGGUUUGUAAACCAGAGAGAAGACUUCCUGAAAAUGGAUCGGGAGAAUACUAACAAGGACUUUGUCAUGCUUCUGAUCUACGUGCUCUUCCUGAUGGCUCUGACCUUCUUGGUUUCCAUGUUCACAUUCUGUGGGCCAUAUAAAAGCUGGAAGAGGCAUGGGGCACACAUCUUUGUCACUCUCCUGUUCUCCAUUGCCAUUUGGGUGGUGUGGAUCACUAUGCUCAUAAAAGGCAAUACGGUUUUAGAAAAAUACAUGUGGGAUGAUCCUGUUGUGGCCAUUGCUCUGGUGUCCAAUGGCUGGAUUUUCCUGAUAAUGUAUAUUGUCCCCGAAAUUUGUUUCCUCACUGCUCCUCUGAAGCUAGAGGACUACCCUCCAGAAAAUGACUUCUGCCAACCCAAGUUCAUAAAGCAGACAACUGGAGUGGACAACCGUGCCUACACCCAAGAUGAAAUUGUGCAAGGAAACAUCAACUACUCCCCGUACGCUUCUCACUUUCAGAUGAAGGCCAUUGAACCCCAGAGUGAUUUCUCCAUCCCUCGCCCCAAGGCCCGGACAAGCCCAUACCAUGACUACACUGGUGGGAAGAGCCCCAUGUAGCAGCUCCACAGUGAGCAGAGACUGAGUGCCCCUCAGCAGAGGCACAGGGAAUGGGCCACGUGGUGACAAAGGAGAUGAUCCUGCAGAAGAGUCAACCCACACCAGCAGAAAAGAGGAGGGAUCCUCUUUCCCCCACACAGGCACCUUUGUAGCUCCCUGUUAUUCUUCAGACACAACCCUGGCCAUCCUGUCCCUGCUCACUCUGUCUCCAUGGAAUGGAGCUUCUCUCUUCUGAUGGAAGAACAUUCUGGCCUGUUUCCAGCAGGAAUGCUAGAGAAGCAGGAAGAUCAUCAGCUGGGUCUGUGACUGGCUCUGCCCCAGACAGGCCUGCUUUAAUCAGCUCAUAGGGCGCCUGCGCCCCUCAUCUGAUGGGAGAAGAGGAAGGAGCAGGAGCAUCAGCCCUACACAUUCCUUCCUCCUGUGUACCCACACAGACAUCUCAGGCACUGCUGAGGACAUCUUUAUCUAUCCCCUGUUACUUCUGUGCCCACUCCCAGCCCUGCCUGGCUGUCCUCCAGAGAUCAGUGAGCAAGGGACAGAGAGAGAAAAAGAAUACUCCAUUUUUCAUCUUCAUAUUUGCUUCCAGCACCUUCCUCAUCAUCUAGGGGCCAUGCUGGAGCUGGGGAAGAGAUCUUAAAGGCAUAAAAUCAUCUACACCAAUUUACCCUGACACAUGUUCUAAUUCAUGUUCUUAAAGCUUCCUUUCCAGCUCUGGCUCCUGCCCAUGUGCCUCAGCUGAGCUCCUCAAGGUGCCUUCCCCCUGCAAACUCUCCCUCCCCACCCCAGCCAUUCCAGGCUGUGGAUCCCCAAAGACAAAGCCUCUCCCAUGUGGCUCCUUGCAAUACCUGGUGGGAUAUAAUCCUGUGAGCCCUGGAUCUCAGCCUCUUCCUGAGCGUGUCUGUGGCAUUUACACAAACAUUUCCCAAGCAGCCAGGUUACAGAGGGCAGACACCCUUCUUCCCAGCAUGAGUGAGCAAAAGUGUGUGUGUGUGUGUGUGUGUGUGUGGUGUGUGGACUGCACCCUGGUGAUGAGCAAUGAGUCUGCAGAGUUGAAUCAUUCUGUAACCUGCUUUGCAUUUGAUAAAUAGCUUCCCAUGGUAUUUCAUCUGUAACUACAGAGAGCUCUCCAAGUGGGUGUGUGUGGUACACUGGCGUCUGACACAGCUGUAUAUUUAUUUAGUACUUUGUAUGUGGACUGUUUAAUUAAUAAAAACCCAAACAGCCUGUCUAUGAGAAA